Strongyloides ratti is the source of this 1452-nucleotide messenger RNA. Its product is annotated as Astacin-like metalloendopeptidase. Lineage: Eukaryota; Metazoa; Nematoda; Chromadorea; Rhabditida; Strongyloididae. Bases 1 to 1452 code for a protein of 483 amino acids. The record is from RefSeq and is a predicted model, not a curated record. Gene Ontology annotation, biological process: molting cycle, collagen and cuticulin-based cuticle; proteolysis. Gene Ontology annotation, molecular function: metalloendopeptidase activity; zinc ion binding. The transcript is spliced from 2 exons.
AUGAUUAUUAAAAGCAUAAUCAUUUUUUAUAUAUUUCUUUUUGUUUUUACAACAUCGACACCAUUAUAUGAUUACUAUACUUCAUUGAAAGAAGAAAAUGAUUUAACAUUGACAAAAGAAUUAACAGAAUUUCUAGAAACGGUUAUUCAAAGAUUAGAAGAAAAAUUCAAUUUAGGUGUUACAAAACAACCAAAAAAAAGUAACAAGCAUAUUGAAAAUGAAACUAAAAAAGAUCCAAUAGAAAAAAUAGAAGAAUCAGGAUACUUUGGAGGUGAUAUAGUUCUCACUGAAAAUCAAGCUGAUAGUGUAUUUGAGCAAGUUUCACGAGUAGCUGAUAAAAAUAAUAUUAGUAUCUCUGACUUGCCUUUUGUAGAAAAAAGAAAAAGAAGAAAAAGAAAAAUAAAAGAUGAUCGUUUACUAAAAUGGGGGGCUCAAAUACCAUAUUUUAUUGAUCAAGGUGUUACUGGUUUUGUGGUUGAUAUAGCUUUAAAACUAAUGCAAGAAGAAACUUGUUUAAAUUUUACAAAGAUAACAGAAAAACCAAAUCUUAAAGAAGGUUUGAGAUAUUACGUUGGUAAAGGCUGUCAUAGUCAUCUUGGUAGAAUUUAUGAAUUUACAGCUCAAGAUGUAAGUAUUGGACCAGGAUGCGCUACCCUUGGAACUGUUCAACAUGAAACUAUGCAUGCAUUAGGAUGUGAACAUGAACAAUCAAGAGCCGACAGAGAUAAAUAUUUAAAAUUAUUCUUAGAAAAUGUAGUAAAAGGACGUGAGCAUAAUUUCCUUAAAAUUGAAUUAACUGAUUAUUUCACAUAUGAAACUAGUUAUGAUUAUGGUUCCACUAUGCAAUAUCAUACUAAAGCAUUUAGCAGCAAUGAUAAAUUUACAAUGCUUCCAGCUCUUCCAUUUUAUGGAAGUACUUUAGGUAUGGAUGAAGGAAUGUCUUUUCUUGAUGCUAAAUUGUUAAAUUUGCAUUAUUGCAAAAAUAUGUGCCCAAAUACCAUUAAGUGUAAGCGUGGGGGGUAUCAAAAUCCUAAAAAUUGCAACGUUUGUAAAUGUAUUGAAGGAUUUGAAGGUCCUACGUGCAAUGAUUUACCAAAACGUAAAGAGGAAUGUGGCAAGAUUGUUCGAUAUAAUAUUACAGAUGAAAUGACAAGAAUUAAAGUUUUAGGUAAGAAAGACUGUGUUUAUCACUUAAGAGCACCAAAAGGCAGUAGAAUAAAAAUAAAAUUAGCUUUUUUGACUUAUAAUCCACAAAAAAAAAAUACAUGUCAAAAAGUAAACGCUUUAGAAAUAAAAUAUUUGAAAGAUAAAACACAAACUGGUGCAUUCUUUUGUGAUACUCAAGAAGGUUUAACUCUUGAAACAGAAGAUCAUUAUGCACUUGUUUUUCAUAGAAGUUUGCAGGACUCCAAUGCAGUGGAAUUUGCAGCAACUAUUUUAAAGCCAAAAUAA